GGCAAAAAUAUUCCUACAAAAACAAAAAUGACAGCCGACAAAUAAAAGAAUAUUGGUCGCGUUGAACUUCGAAGCCGUGAAAUAAAUUAAAAUGACAGUCCAACAGCUAAACUCGAAUAUUUCUGACGACUCGGAUGAUAUGGUUAGUUUACCAUCAGAGGAAGAAAUUUACAGGCGAAAAUACCAAUUGCUGUUAGAAAGAUGUGAAGUGCUACAGCAAGACAACGAACGUAUUGUGAAUAGAAUACAUGAAGUGAAGAAAAUAACUAGGCGUUAUAAAAAGGAUAUUAAGUUGUUAGUAGAGAGACUGGACAAACAUGGAGACGCGUUUAGAUCAACUGCAGUCGAUGUGGAGGUCAAACAAGAGGUUAUUGUGAAACCUCCUCAAAAGGGCGCCAAGUCACAGUCAGGUGGUAAACAAACAGAGAAACAAAAUGCUAAAAAAACCGCGACAAAGAGGAAAAGUAAAGCUGAUAAACCCGAAAGAGAUCCAAAUGCCCCAAAGAAACCCUGCAAUGCAUUUUUCCAAUUCUGCCAAGAACAAAGACCUGUGGUUGUAGCAGAAACCGCCACAGAGAUGGGCUCAGAACCAACCAAACAGGAAGUUACGAGACAGUUGGCAUCCCGAUGGCGAGCACUUACUAAUGAAGAGAAAAGGGUCUACGUUGCAAUGUUUGAAAGGUCAAAAGAAAAAUAUGCAGAAGAAUUGACAGCAUACAAUAUCAAGAAGGAACAAUGACAUUCACUGUCCUUAGAUAGUAGCAGUUAAUUCUUUUGUGAUCACCAGCUUUAAUAUUAAGUUAAUCUAAUAUAGAAUUUAUUAUACAUAUUAU
Messenger RNA from Maniola jurtina (meadow brown), 833 nucleotides. RefSeq names its product high mobility group B protein 3. The transcript is spliced from 4 exons. The coding region runs from base 92 to 739 and encodes 215 amino acids. Lineage: Eukaryota; Metazoa; Arthropoda; Insecta; Lepidoptera; Nymphalidae. Gene Ontology annotation, molecular function: transcription cis-regulatory region binding. The record is from RefSeq and is a predicted model, not a curated record.